CUGCACCGGCAGUCUUCCCCUAAACCUGCGACAGGGAAGCGACCGGAGGGACUCCACCCUGACAGGAAGCUCAGUGGGAGGAACACCUGGGAGGAGGAAGGAGUGGUGGGAGAGCGCCGGGAACAAACUGUACACCAUCGCCACGGACAAGACCAUCAGCAAGCUCAUGGUGGAGUACAAGCGCCGGAAACAGCAGCAGCAGAGCAACGUCAACCUGUUCAUGAAGGAGCAGGGCCGCGGUGGAGGGGCGGAGCCACAGAGACCCCCCCUGAUGAGACCCCAAAAUCUGGUGGACCAGCAGGGGGGGGGGCCCUCACUGAGGCACUCUGUCAGCGCCGGACCGGAGGUACUGAGGCAGGAGAAGAGACCCAGAUCAGGGUCCACCAUCAGCUCCCACAGCAUCACCCUGAGGGACUCGGAGGCCCAGAUACAGGCGUGGACCAACAUGGUGCUGACGCUCCUGAAUCAGGUCCUGCUGCUCCCGGACUCGUCCUUCCUGGCUCUGCUGCCGGCGCUCUACCCCUGCGUCAGUCAGCUGACCUGUCACGUGACCGACGCUCGAGUCCGCCAGGCGCUCCGAGAGUUGAUGGGCCGCGUCGGGAGACUCUACGACAUCAUCGUGUGACGACUGGGCGAAGACAUGCAGACGGUUGAAGAGCGAAGUCUGUGAAGGACGUUCAGAUUAAAAGUAGAAUGAGGAUCAAUGCUGUCAUGUGAUGGCGCCGCUGAUUGAUGAUUGGCUGACGUAAUGGAGAGGUGAGGCAUCAGAAAACAACUGGCUCUGAUGUUUUCGUAUGGAUUUGUGGCACUUUGGAAGAACAUCAUGUGACUUUAAAUGGGAGGUUUUGAUUGGCAGAUGAAGAACAGAGGAUUCAGUUGCUUUGUUUAUGAUGGACAUGUUGUUGUUGUUGUUUUAAAGGGAAUGUACCUCUUGUUAUUUUGUUCCUGUACUGUGUCAAAAGCUUUAAAUAUGAUUUGCUGUUUAUCAGUUUUGAGGAAAACUGAUUUGCAGAGUUGCUCAUAAUCGAAUGACAGCAUUGUCAUGCCGUCCAAAUAUGCUUCCACCUAAAGGAUAAAUAAUACAUGAAUUACAUGAAGCUAUUGUUACGGAAGAGGAUUAGCGCUACAAGAUAUUUCAAGAUCUGACCAAUAGUGUUUGUUUGUUUUAGUUCUGAGAUUAAAAUCUGAAUUCUGAGAAAAAAAUUGGAAUUUCAGAAAAAGUUAAGAUUCUGAGAAACAAGUCGGAAUAUUGAAAAAAAGUAUUUUCAGAAAUCUGAAAAAGUCAGAAUGUGGAUAAAAAGUUAGAAUUUUCACAAAAAGUCAGAAUUUUCAAAAACGUCGAAAUUUGCGAAAACAACGGAAUUUUGAUAAAAAGUCAGACUUUUUAGAACAUUUUUAGAAAAGUUUAGAAAAAAGUUGGAAUUAUUACUUUUCUCAGAAUUCUGACCAUUUCACUCAAAGAAAACAUCAUUUUUGCUCAGAUCUAAAAAAAAGUCCUGGUGUGGAUGCAGACGUUUGGACAAAAACAAUGAAUUAUUUUCAGUUUUACCCCCAUUAUUUUUCUUACCUGCUGAUCAGCUGAUCUCUGAGAAAUGUCUUACAUAGUGAAAGCAAAUUAAAAAAUACUGUAAUUUUAUUUAUUUGUUUAUUUAAUUCUGCACAACCAGAGUCAGGCCAUAUUAAAUACGCUGGAGAAACAUGUCUUUGCAUCUGCUCUGAUUGUAUAUUAACGUUUGUCGCUGCAAUGCAUUUUCUAUAUCCAGCUUUAAAAACUGUGCGCUGAUCUUUUUGACAGAAUGUUUAUUGUUCGACCUCAAACUCUCUGAAUCAAAUAUUUAUUCAAACUAAAUCCCACAUACAGUUUGUGUAUUUUGAAAGCUUAUGAUUUACAUGUGUGUAUAUAAAUUAUAUAUAUCCAGUUUAAAUUAUUUAUUAUUUAAGAUAUUUAAAGUGUGAUUUUUUUUUCAGCAUUUUCUUUGUUGUUUUUAUACUUUCCUUCCACUUGAUGCAGUGUGUGUGCAUGUGCUUACUGAUUGACAUGAGCAAGGUACGAUGAAAGUGUGACCAACUACCAACUAUUGUUAAAAUGCCAAAAAGAGCGAUCACAUGACGUUACAUCUAAAUACAAACCUGUCUGUAAUCCGAGGCAAAGAAGCAGCUUUUACACACAUUUUAAAGUGUUUAUUUUUGGGUUAAUUCCCUUUCCAAUAUCAAGCCAAAACGUAACAAUUCUAUUCACAAUAUUUCCACAUUUAAGGCGAGCACAUUUCCCUGAAAACAGAUUCUUGCUCCACAGAGGAUACACCCUUCAGAUUCCAAUGACCACCUGCCUCACUGAAGAUCUCAUACUGUAUGCAUUUGUCAGCAAAAAUGUGUCAUCUCUAGGUUGUACGCUUGUAUAUUUAUAAUUAAUACGCCACUAAAAUCACGGUACAGUUA
Notothenia coriiceps (black rockcod) is the source of this 2439-nucleotide messenger RNA. RefSeq names its product brefeldin A-inhibited guanine nucleotide-exchange protein 3-like. The record is from RefSeq and is a predicted model, not a curated record. The annotation marks the transcript as partial. The transcript has 2 exons. Lineage: Eukaryota; Metazoa; Chordata; Actinopteri; Perciformes; Nototheniidae.